CCCCUUUCUUUCUUCCCUCAACCGACGCACCUCUCUCUCAUCCCUCUCUCUCUCUCUCUAUAAAAUUCCCAACAACUACAACCCCCAGUCUCAAGAAUCACAUGGAAGAAUCCAAAUCGAUCAAAGAACCCGACCCAUUCAGCUUCGACUACAUCGGGUCGGACCUGACCGAGCUCAUCCUCUCCCACCUUCCCAUCCGUUCCAUCGUGCGCGCCGCCGCCGUCUGCAAGCCCUGGCGCUCCAUCAUCACCUCCGCCGCCUUCUCCCGCCGCGUCUCCGCCGCCAAGAAGCCCUGGCUCUUCCUCUACGGCCAGAACAACAUCUUCCUCAAGAACAACCAGGCCUUCGCCUUUGACCCCGAGUCCAACGAGUGGAUCAAGCUACCCACCGCUCUCUUCCCCCUCCCCACUUCGCAGGAAGAGUCCUUCGUAGGGUCCGGUGGGUUCUUCUUCACCACUGCUGCCGCCAAAUUCAGUUACGCGCCAAUACUCAAGGAUGGCGCAUGGCGUCAGACACCGCCACUUAAGUUCUCCCGGUGUAACCCUCUUGUCGGGGUUUAUGACGACCGAGCUGGGUUUUCAAAAUUUAUUGUUGUUGGGGGUGUUAGGUUUAUUGGCGGGUUGGUGGAUAUAGAGGAUAGAUUAGCAGUUGAAAUAUACAAUCCCUUUUCGAAUUCAUGGGACCUCUGCCCGCCUCUGCCUGCUGAUUUCCGGUCAGGGAAUUCGUCCCAGUGGCUGUCAUCAGCCCUUUUCAAAGGAAAAUUCUAUGUUUUUGGGAUUUGCUCAUGUUUUGUUUCAUCUUUUGAUUUGAGUAAACGGUUUUGGAGUGAGGUCCAGACCCUAAGGCCUCCAGGGGUAUUGUUUUCGUUCUUGAUUUCAUGUCAAGACCAGCUUGUUUUGGCUGGAUUGAGCAAUGCCCCUCGCGGGCCUUCAUUUAAUCUGUGGAAAGUUGAUGAGGAAACAAUGGAGUUUAGUGAGAUUGCGAUAAUGCCCCAGGAGUUGCUUUAUGGGUUGUUUGACAGUGAUGAGGAUGAUAAGUUGGCUAGCUUGAAAUGUGUUGGACUGGGUAACCUCAUAUAUGUGUUCAACGAAGAGCAUCACCGGAAUUACCCCGCUUGUGUCUGUGAGAUUAGUAGUGAUUCUGGGAAAUGUAGUUGGAGGAGGGUUCCGAAUUUGAUGGUGCCCGCUAAUCGGUUUCAUAAGGUUAUCAGCUUUUGUUCCACCAUUUCGCUUGGGAAUAUUCUUCAAGGUGAAGGGGAAGAACUCGGUCUGGGGCAGGCUGUUCAUUGAGUUUCCAAUUUCUCAGCAAUGACAACACGUACGAGAUUGGGAAUUAUGGCCAAUGAAGUUCACAGCGUAGCAGUCGCUGCUUGACUACUUUCUUAGGCAUGGUAGGAGACUUGCACAGUUGUAUUGUAUAUGAGGGGUGAUCCGUUGGUCUCCCAUGUAUGGUUAUUCUUAAGAUGUCUUCUUUUUAUUCAUCAACGAAAAUGGGCAAAGAAAAAACCCUUAAAGUGUACAUGAACGGCUCAGAUUCAAUGUGCAGUGAAUUUGAGCCGUUCAUGUACAUUUUAAGGAUCUUUUUUUUGCCCAUUUUCUUUACACUUAGCAUUUCUCUCCAUCAACUUCCAUGUUUGGCUUCUGAAUUGUUAUAUUGAUUACUAUUAUGGUUGUUUGUGACUUCGUAAGCAGAGAAAUAUUGCUUCAAUAAUAUGAUGUAUUUAUUUGACUUUCA
This is a messenger RNA of Rhododendron vialii, 1734 nucleotides long. RefSeq names its product F-box/kelch-repeat protein At3g24760. Gene Ontology annotation, molecular function: protein binding. The coding region runs from base 102 to 1289 and encodes 395 amino acids. The transcript has 3 exons. The record is from RefSeq and is a predicted model, not a curated record. NCBI's taxonomy places the organism in Eukaryota, Viridiplantae, Streptophyta, Magnoliopsida, Ericales, Ericaceae.